CUUCCGUGUUUGAUCAGACAAUGCUGCCGAGGAUGCAAUGUCAUCUUUCUUUCUAUAUAUGAACAAAAUAUGUUACAAACUGCGUAAAUUUUAACAGUUGUUGCAUAUAUUCUUAUAUCUGUUUGUACAAGAGGAAGAGUAGAUGGAUAAUGAAAACGUCGGUAAACUACAUAAUAUAUACUAUGUGGUACUAACAACAACUUGCACGCCAGAAGCAAGAUUUUAAUCCGAAAAGUGGACACAAUUGCUACAGUUUUAAAUUCAUUUCCUCGACAGUUCAUCACUUCUUUACCUUCUUAGCAAAAUGGAGACAGCAUCAAAAUGUUAGAAAACUACUUAGACUAAAAUCUUAAUCCAAAUGUAUUCUAGAAAUGGAUAAAAAGGGAAAUUGUGAACUGCCAGGGGAAGUCAUCGAAGGAGGGGCCAUACAUGACUUCGAGGAACCGGAGGAACCACUUCCCGCUGUUCCACCUCGCAUGCGAGGGCAUGGACAUCCAAACGAUUUGCUUCAUAUAAAUAAGGCAAAGAAAGAAAAUAAGCAUGUGCUAAAGACAAUUCAAAAGAAAGCAAGACAUGGAAUUGAUAAAAUGCAUGCGCAGAUAUCAUUAGGAACCAGAACAAAAGAAGAGCACGCAACUAAUGCAGAUAAAAAGAAAUACAGGAAAGCCGUGAUGCGUUCGAAGAGUAAUCCGGAACGUGGUAAUUGGGAUGAUGGUGAAUGCAAGAAAGAUGUUGAAGACUCCAACAACCAGCAGCAAGAAUACGAAACAGGGGCGUUAUCUAAAGCCUUUGAAAUGAAUAAAGACAGACCUUUACCUGCGUUGCCACCUAAAACCAACAUCACUGAUGACGAUAAACUAUAUGACCAAGUAGAAGAUGAUGAAGACAUUGUUCGUAGAAUGAUAAAAGUAUUUGAGAAAAAGAAUCCACAUUCGAUACCGGGUACAGGUGUGUCAGAUCGAAACAGAAUGGGUAGAGAAAGUCAGCCUAAAGAAGAUUUCUAUUCUUACUCGGUAGAGGAGCUGGUGGAGUGUUUCAAGAUAUGCAAUUUGGAUAGGUUUGCUGAAAAAUGUGAUGCAAACAAACUCGAUGGGGCCUUUUUCAGGCAGCUUGAUCUAAAUCUAUUAAAACUGGAACCUUUUUAUCUCAAUACCUUUGAACAGUUCAAGGUUCGAGAGAUUAUAGAAGGUUGGAGGCCGAAAUCAGGAAAAAGUCAAUCAUCAUAAAUGAUCCAUUUAAUAAUUGAAGUCCUCAAAGAUAUGCCAGUGGAAUUUAAGAUGCAAUAAAAUUUAAGCGAUUUAAAAACAUAUUAUUCAUUUCUUAUCAUGAGAGCCGUAUUAAAGGCCAUGUAAUACUCGACAAAAGUCGCAAAAAUGAUCAUUUCAGUUAUGUGUGAAGUCUAAGUUUAAUACAUUGUCUUUCUGUCAAAAGCUGUUUAUUAUAGGACUAAAUGGUGUAUACUGGUUUAAAUGAAGCAAAGGUAGCUUGGAUAUUUUACAAUUGUUUAUAUUUGGUAUUAAUUAAGAAAUUACACGCGCUAACACAUUUG
Messenger RNA from Mercenaria mercenaria, 1549 nucleotides. RefSeq lists its product as uncharacterized. The coding region runs from base 372 to 1226 and encodes 284 amino acids. The record is from RefSeq and is a predicted model, not a curated record. NCBI's taxonomy places the organism in Eukaryota, Metazoa, Mollusca, Bivalvia, Venerida, Veneridae. The transcript has 6 exons.